Molecule: messenger RNA, 1887 nt
Organism: Manacus vitellinus (golden-collared manakin)
Lineage: Eukaryota; Metazoa; Chordata; Aves; Passeriformes; Pipridae
Gene: DEGS1
Product: delta 4-desaturase, sphingolipid 1
Exons: 3
Coding region: 46-1023 (325 amino acids)
Biological process (GO): ceramide biosynthetic process
Cellular component (GO): membrane
Molecular function (GO): sphingolipid delta-4 desaturase activity
Source: RefSeq, a predicted model, not a curated record
GCGGGCGUGACGGCGGGUGUGAGCGGGCGUGCAUCGCUGCCGCCGAUGGUGGAACACCGUGGCCAGAAGAGGAUUUCGAGUGGGUCUCACACGGGUACCAACCCCACGCCUCGACCGCGCAAGGAGAUCUUGGCUAAACAUCCAGAGAUAAAAGCAUUGAUGAAACCAGACUACAACCUGAUCUGGGUGGUUGUGCUGAUGGUUCUGGCGCAGUUGACUGCAUUUUAUCUAGUUAAAGACUUGGAUUGGAAAUGGGUAGUCUUCUGGGCAUACGUGUUUGGAAGCUGUAUUAGCCACUCCAUGACUCUGGCUAUUCAUGAGAUCUCUCACAAUAGUGCCUUUGGCAACAGCAAAGCCAUGUGGAAUCGAUGGUUUGGAAUAUUUGCCAACCUCCCUCUUGGUCUCCCAUACUCCAUAUCCUUCAAGAGAUACCACAUGGAUCAUCAUCGUUACUUGGGAGGUGAUGGAAUUGAUGUGGACAUUCCUACCAACUUCGAAGGCUGGUUUUUCUGCACCCCAUUUAGGAAGUUCAUGUGGAUUGUUCUACAGCCUUUUUUCUAUGCAAUUAGACCACUCUGCAUCAAUCCCAAACCCAUUACUCGACUUGAAGUAAUCAAUUUGUUGGCUCAGCUUUCCUUUGAUGUCGUGAUCUAUUAUUUAUGGGGAGUCAAAUCCAUUUUUUACAUGCUUGCUGGUUCAGUACUUGGACUUGGGUUGCACCCAAUUUCAGGACACUUCAUAGCUGAGCAUUACAUGUUUUUAAAAGGACAUGAGACCUAUUCCUACUAUGGGCCACUUAAUUUGCUCACUUUUAAUGUUGGCUAUCACAACGAACAUCAUGACUUCCCCAAUAUUCCUGGCAAGAGCCUUCCAUUGGUGAAGAAAAUAGCGGCUGAAUACUAUGACAACCUGCCACAAUAUAACUCUUGGAUAAAAGUACUAUAUGACUUCGUGAUGGAUGACACAAUCAGCCCGUAUUCACGCAUGAAAAGGCAAUUAAAGGGUGAAGUGAAGCAAGAGUAAACUUCUGGCAACCAAAAAACUUUGAGAUGUCUGCUUGCUUUAAAGUGGCUGGUAUAAAGGUCUCUUGCUAAAGCUGUUCACCUGUGUCCUGAAUUAAGAUGUACAGCAACAUAGCAAUGCAUCCUUAAGGACUUUGUAGCAGACUCCUACCAGCUAUAACAUUCCUCACAGUCCUCAGAAUUGUUGGUUUAAUGUGUCUCUGUUUGCCUAAGGAUCAGUGUUAUAUGCAUAAUGCAAAAUCACUUUGUUACAGGAUUUACUUUGGUAGGUGUUAAAUCGAUAUAAAAUAUGUCUGACUCAUAAUAUUUUAAAAGUUCCCCAUGUAGUAUACUGCCCUCAACAUGCUGUUUAGAUGACUGUAGUUUUAAAAGGCUGUACUUACCUGUUAAUUCUGAACUAACAUAAUUUGUUAACUUAAACCUUCUGUUGAAAAUGUUUCCAAACUUACGGUUGGAAGAGCUAAAUUUGCACAGAAAUGUUAAGUCUGCUUUUGUUUAAAUAUGUAAUAUGUCAUUUGAAGCAUUGCUUUAAAGUUUUAGCUUUUCUACUUAAAGUACCUUAAAGGAGCAAUCUAUCAGAAUGAAACCAGUAUCCUCGAGAUGGCUUCUGUGACUUCUUUGUUGGAAAAAAAAAAGAAGUGGGGAAUUCAAGGGUAUUGCCAACUCUGUGGUCCCCCUUACUGCCUGAGCUGCUUAUGUUGGCAUAUAGUGUGAGCAGGUGGCAUUUAGGAGACUUAAAAUAACUGAUUUGGGUUUUCACAUUGGAAAAAUUGUUACAGUUUGAGGUUUUUCUCAUCUUCAAAGAAAAAUGAUUACCAUGUUACCAUGGUUUUAAAUGCCAUAAAUAUUUACACUCAUUUGGAAA